Lichtheimia ornata is the source of this 1641-nucleotide messenger RNA. RefSeq lists its product as uncharacterized. The record is from RefSeq and is a predicted model, not a curated record. Lineage: Eukaryota; Fungi; Mucoromycota; Mucoromycetes; Mucorales; Lichtheimiaceae. The transcript has 6 exons. The coding region runs from base 1 to 1641 and encodes 546 amino acids.
AUGAAACCGUGGCUCGGCUCUAAGUCAUGGCUACUUGGCCUUGUCUUUAUCUUUUUUAUUGGCAACCUGAUGUUUUGGACAUAUAAUUCCCGAGAGACUUGCGACGAGAACGGCAACUGCGUUUCCUACGAACAACAUACCUCUGUUGAUAAUAAGGAUGAAGCAUCAUCUUCACCCUUCCAUCCAGAUUCCCCACAGCAAGAUCAACAACAACCACCUCCACCACCUGAUAUUCCCCAACCACCACCUCCACCACCACCACCACCACCGGUUCCUGUUCCACCACCUCCUCCAGCUGAAGCACAUCUUGAACCUGUGCUAUUCCAAAACAAUCAACCAAUCAAACCACCAAAAACAUAUAUGCCUGGGCAACAUCCUGCGUCGACCAAAGACUUGCCUUUGGUAGCCCCAACGGCUGAUCAGAUCACUAUGCGGUUGAAGGAUGGUAACGCGCUUGCCUAUGCUGAAAGACUUGAGUCUUGGAAUAUUGGCCUUAUCAACACAAAGCCCGAUGUCUUUAUCGCUUCCGAAGGCCACCUUGUCGACAUUGAUAGACACUAUGAACGUGAGCAUCGUAUUUAUACGUUGAUGAAAUGGAUUUUGCGUGUGUAUCGUCGUGACCCCACUCGCACACACCCCUUGCUUAUGGUCGAUGCAGGAUCCAACCAUGGCUUGUUUUCUAUGGUCGCUAGUGCUAGUGGUGCUCACACUAUUGCUUUUGAACCACAAACAAACCUGCGUAGUGUAAUUGGUCUUGGCGCACGUCUUAAUCAAGUAUCACCGCGGCUACGAGUUCUCCCCUUUGCCGUCCUUGAUAAAUUCCGCAAGGUGUCCAUGUCCAACUAUAACGUCAAUGAUGGCGGUAUUGGGUUCCUUGAUUUUGCCAACCAAAACACGAUCAUGCAAACGCAAACGAUUCGCUUGGAUACGUUGCCUGCUUUUGACAAGUUGUUUACCGGCACAGACAAAACAUUGAUCAACAGCCCACAGGAAAUUGAUGCCGCUUAUGCCAAGGGAUUGGAAGCUUCCACCGACAAUAACGGUGUAGCCAUCGGCAGUCUCAAAAAUGUGUCAUCACUUUUACGCCAACCAAUCCAUUUCUUGAAGAUUGAUGUGGAAGGAUUCGAAUUACAAGCUUUGGAUUCAGCGAGUGAAUUAUUUGCUGCUGGGUUGGUGGAGCAUUGUGUGCUUGAGUUUGGUCCACCCAAUCGAUGGGAUGUCACUGAGCAAGGUUUAAGUACUCAAGAGGAGGUACGCAAAAAGACCAUUGCCCAUGCCAAGCAAGUGUUGCAUCGUGUGACACAGGAAUGGGAUAUGGAUAUUUACUUGUUGCCAGCCAUGGGUUGGGAUCGUACCGUGCAAUGGAUGAUGGAUCGCGAUGUCGCUUACAACAAGAACAUGCCCAACAAGAACAAGAUCGUGCAUUAUCUCAAGGCUUGGGACUUUGAUGGCAAACCACAGGAAGGUGAUGAAUUUGAGCGGGAACUUGAGGGAAAACAACAACUUGUCACCGAAGCCAUCCCAUUGUUAGAUGAACACAUCGAUGGGUAUAUGGACGAUUUGGAGUCUAUUGGUGAAAUGUACUUGUGGUUCGUUAAACGCUCCGGCAACAAGGCGGUGACGAGCAAGUUAGAGUUAUAG